AUGAAGUCGGCAGCGUAUGCGUGCCUGGCCCUGCUGGCCGCACCGCUCGCGGCGGCGCAGAACGGCUACAUUGGCUACCAGCUCAACAAGCGCGGCGACAACGAGUCGGUCAACUACGAGACGGCCAACACGCCAGGCGUGGAACUGCCAGAGACACCCGACGUGUAUCUCAACGCCAAUGUGUCGGUCGGCGAGAUCUCGAUCGAGGUUGAGAACAUCACAGCCAAGAUCAACCUGGACGCCAAGGUGCUGAGCCUGCUGCACUUCACGGCGGGCGUGGACGUGUCGAUCGACAGCGUGUCGCUGCUGAUCCAGAACGUGAGCGCAAAGGUCGAGCUCGAGGCGCGGCUGGGCAACGUGGUGCAGAUGGUGAGCGACGUGCUCGACACCAUCGACCUCAACCCCAUCGUGGCGACGCUGGGCAACACGCUGGGCAACGUUGUGGGCAACGUGACGGACGUGCUCAACCCCGACCAGGGCGAUGCGGCCGGCACGGUCAGCAAGCGCGAGGUGCCCGCCGACUACAACCUGAAAAACAACAUCCUGUACUCGGUCAACGACUACUCGGGGGCGACACACAAGAACCGCAUCCUCGACCAGGACGGCAACAUUUUUGACAUGACGCUCGACAACAACGGAAACGAGCGCAGCCGCGAGAUUGUGGGCUCGUACCUUACCGACAUGGUCGCGACCGGCCACAGCCGCACCAUCACCAUUGACGGCGUGACCGAGUUCGAGGUCGGCUACCUCUACGCACCCUACCCGGGCCUUCGCGUCCAUGCUCUCAUCUUCACUACCCUGUCGGGCGAGGUCGUCAAGACAAAGUGCGUGGCCGAGGCCGAGGCCGGCGGCACAAGUACCAUCAGCGAGGACAACGACGACCGGGCAGAUCUGAAGCUGUAG
Molecule: messenger RNA, 903 nt
Organism: Microdochium trichocladiopsis
Lineage: Eukaryota; Fungi; Ascomycota; Sordariomycetes; Xylariales; Microdochiaceae
Exons: 1
Coding region: 1-903 (300 amino acids)
Source: RefSeq, a predicted model, not a curated record